GCGCCACUGCACUCCAGCCUGGGCAACAGAGAGAGACUCUGGCUAAAAAAAAAAAAAAGAAUUAUAAUGUAUAGGAUUGUGGAUGAUCACUCUAACCAACCAGUGGGCAAGUUGCUUUGCUCAGCGUUAAGUUCAAACUGCCACAUCAGAACGUUAUUUGAGUGUAUACAUAUGCAACCAUUAAAAGUGGCCGUUACCACAAUGCAUUCUGGGAAAGAAGCAGCACCAAAUCCAAGAUGGCGGCCAGCAGGAGGCUGAUGAAGGAGCUUGAAGAAAUCCGCAAAUGUGGAAUGGAAAACUUCCGUAACAUCCAGGUUGAUGAAGAUAAUUUAUUGACUUGGCAAGGGCUUAUUGUUCCUGACAACCCUCCAUAUAAUAAGGGGGCCUUCAGAAUCGAAAUCAACUUUCCAGCAGAGUACCCAUUCAAACCACCGAGGAUCACAUUUAAAACAAAGAUCUAUCACCCGAACAUCGACGAAAAGGGGCAGGUCUGUCUGCCAGUAAUUAGUGCUGAAAACUGGAAGCCAGCAACCAAAACCGACCAAGUAAUCCAGUCCCUCAUAGCACUGGUGAAUGACCCGCAGCCCGAGCACCCACUUCGGGCUGACCUAGCUGAAGAAUACUCUAAAGACCGUAAAAAAUUCUGUAAGAAUGCUGAAGAGUUUACAAAGAAAUAUGGGGAAAAGCGACCUGUGGACUAAAAUCUGCCACGAUUGAUUCCAGCAAGUGUGAGCAGAGACCUCGUGCAGUACAUUCAGACACCCCACAAAGCAGGACUCUGUGGAAAUUGAUACGUGCCACCGCCUGGCGUUCGCUUGCAGUAGUUACUAACUUUCUACAGUUUUCUUAAUUAAAAGUGGUCUAGGUAACCUGUAAAGAAAGGAUUAAAAAUUUAAGAUGUUCUAAAAAAAAAA
Molecule: messenger RNA, 914 nt
Organism: Nomascus leucogenys (northern white-cheeked gibbon)
Lineage: Eukaryota; Metazoa; Chordata; Mammalia; Primates; Hylobatidae
Gene: UBE2L5
Product: ubiquitin conjugating enzyme E2 L5
Source: RefSeq, a predicted model, not a curated record